GUGGGGAGGAGCGAGCAGAGUUUAUUCACGUGGAAGAGACAUAAAUCUUCAAGCCUAAAACCCCUAAAAAUUAUGUCUAAUCUCUCUUCUUCUUCGACUUCUCCGACUCUCUUAGGUUAUCUCAACCAGACAGCAAGAAAGCCUGUGAAAUCUGUUGAAAGAGGAGGAAGAUAAUGCAAGGAUCUGUAGCUGAGUCUGAAUCGGAAGGUGAAGAGUUGCAGAAUAAAUUCAAGGUCAAGCUCCUCUUCAAUGGCUCUCACUAGCAUGGUUUCCACCAUUCCUGUCUUCUUCUCCUUCUUCUUCCUUGUAAUCUCCAAUCUUCUUUUGAUUUCUGCGAAUUCUUCGUCUUUAUCACAAGAUAUUAGGAUUCAGGAACAAGACAAAGAUCCCUUUGUUGGGUUCAACAUUGGCACCGAUGUCUCCAACUUGCUCACUCCGGCGGAACUGGUCAAAUUCCUGCAAACCCAGAAAAUAAACCAUGUCCGUUUAUACGACGCUGAUCCAGAUUUGCUCAAUGCAUUGGCUAAAACCAAGAUACGUGUCAUAAUCAGCGUACCAAACAAUCAGCUUCUCGCAAUCGGAUCCUCCAACAGCACCGCUGCGUCGUGGAUUGGUCGAAAUGUGGUUGCUUAUUACCCUGAAACCUUAAUCACAGCCAUAUCUGUUGGAGACGAGGUCUUAACCACUGUCCCUUCCUCUGCUCCUUUGCUGUUGCCUGCAAUUGAGUCUCUAUACAACGCUCUUGUUGCUUCGAAUCUCCACACUCAGAUCAAGGUCUCUACGCCUCACGCAGCUUCAAUCAUGCUCGACACCUUCCCGCCUUCACAAGCUUACUUUAACCAGACUUGGCAUUCGGUUAUGGUCCCGUUGCUUCAGUUCUUGUCCAAAACGGGCUCUCCUCUGAUGAUGAAUCUCUAUCCUUACUAUGUCUAUAUGCAGAACAAAGGCGUGGUUCCCCUUGAUAACUGCUUGUUCGAGCCCUUGACUCCGGCUAAAGAAAUGGUUGAUCCAAACACUCUGUUGCAUUACACGAACGUGCUUGACGCUAUGGUCGAUGCUGCUUAUGUCUCGAUGAAAAACCUGAACGUGUCUGAUGUGGUUGUUCUUGUGACCGAGAGCGGGUGGCCUUGGAAAGGUGAUUCGAAAGAGCCACAUGCUACUAUCGACAAUGCUGAUACGUAUAACUCGAAUCUGAUCAAGCAUGUUUUCGAUAGAACCGGUACUCCUUUGCACCCGGAGAUGACCCCAAGUGUUUACAUUUAUGAGCUGUUUAACGAGGAUAAGAGGGCUCCUCCGGUUAGUGAAGCUAGCUGGGGAUUGUUCUCUGGGAACUCUACGCCGGUGUAUCUGCUUCAUGUAUCUGGAAGCGGAACGUUUCUUGCCAACGAUACGACAAACCAGACGUACUGCAUUGCUAUGGAUAGUGUGGACGCAAAGACGCUUCAGGCUGCGUUGGAUUGGGCUUGUGGACCAGGGAGAGCUAAUUGUAGCGAGAUUCAACCUGGGGAGAGUUGUUAUCAGCCGAAUAAUGUGAAGGGACAUGCCUCGUUUGCUUUCAAUAAUUAUUACCAGAAGGAAGGAAGAGCUUCUGGUUCAUGUGACUUCAAAGGUGUGGCAAUGAUCACUACUACAGACCCAAGUCAUGGAAGCUGCAUUUUUCCAGGAAGCAAGAAGGUUGGAAAUCGAACACAGACGGUGGUGAAUUCAACUCAAGUUGCCGCCGGCGAAGCCUCCUCAAGGAGUCUCUCAAGAUGCUUCUGCGUCAGUAUUAUGAUUCUUGUAACUUCUAUGUUGUUACCCUUCUGGUGAUUAAUCAUUUUUCCACGGUUUGAGUUUCAAUUGUAUUUUAUCAAAAUUUUGUAAUUUGUUGUGUAAUUCGUAGACUAUUUUAGUCUUUGUAUUGUUUCUUUUGUUUGUUGCGGCAAUAUGUUGUAUAAUAAAAUCUGUCUUCCUUAAUGUUUA
Eutrema salsugineum is the source of this 1962-nucleotide messenger RNA. RefSeq names its product glucan endo-1,3-beta-glucosidase 1. The coding region runs from base 250 to 1809 and encodes 519 amino acids. Gene Ontology annotation, molecular function: hydrolase activity, hydrolyzing O-glycosyl compounds. The record is from RefSeq and is a predicted model, not a curated record. Gene Ontology annotation, biological process: carbohydrate metabolic process. NCBI's taxonomy places the organism in Eukaryota, Viridiplantae, Streptophyta, Magnoliopsida, Brassicales, Brassicaceae. Gene Ontology annotation, cellular component: plasma membrane. The transcript has 4 exons.